Molecule: messenger RNA, 3105 nt
Organism: Aegilops tauschii subsp. strangulata
Lineage: Eukaryota; Viridiplantae; Streptophyta; Magnoliopsida; Poales; Poaceae
Product: disease resistance protein RGA2-like
Molecular function (GO): ADP binding
Source: RefSeq, a predicted model, not a curated record
ACCAACCCUGGGCGACCCCCUGCCGUGGCUCGGCUCCGACCGGCCGCCGCGCCCCCCCUAGAGCGGGCGUGUAGCCUCCUCGUCUCUGCUCGUAGUUGUUGGUCGCCGUGGACGUGCAGCGCAGCGACUGGUUUGGAUCCGAGUACCCCGGCGCCUUUCCGAUGAGCCGCGGUGCUUCAGUGAGUUUACGAGAAUCCAUUGAACUAUUUUGAAUUCCAAAGGCAAUGGAAAUUAAUAUGCUCUGCUUCUUGUUGAAAUUAGUAAUACGUGUUUAUUUAGUCUUUGUUUUUAGAUCAACGCACGCUCUCCGCCAUUGUGACGAAUCACUUCAUGUCUGGCUAAAGCGAUUGUGUUCAAGACAGAAAAAACACUUGAACCAGCAGAAUAGGAGAACAGAGGCUUGGCAUCAAGGAGUUCUUAGACCGCUCCAAGUGCAUCCCCAGCCUUCUCUCUGUUCUUGAGCAGCUUUUGUAAAGCGAUUGCGUCCAAGACAGAAAAACAUUUGAACCACCACCAGGGGAAAAUUCUGAAUGUUUUGUGCUUCAUGACGGGCGGCUAUCAAGCAGCUCAGAACUGUUAAGUCUUGGUUCCACAGCAGCUCUUCGUUUUUUCUGCUCCUUCUGGAUUAGUACAGGUUAAGGGAUGACCAUUUCCAAAUUUCUUCCAAGCCAGAAAAGAUAAGACGCACACUUCUGCACACAUGUCUCUUUUGGUUUAUGCAACCUCAUGUUCAACUCUUUGAUCAAAGAAAAUAAUAACACGGCUUCAAUGUUUGCUGACCCUUGGCAGGUCGCGAAACACCGUUAUUCUGUCAAGACUGUAAACAGGAGAAAACUCUGAAUGUUUUGUUCUUCAUGAUUGCAGGGUCACUUUCAUGCUUAGAAAUGUAUGCCAGUCAGGAAAGGGAUAUACACUGUCUGGUGGAAGGCUGAGUAGCAACUGAAGAAAAGGAGGGCGUCAUGGCAUUGAAAUUUCAAAACAGUAAGUCUUAGUUUUUGUAUGCUCCUUCUAGAGUAGCAGAAGUCACUAGAUGACCAUUUCCAAAAAAUUUCCACUCUUUAUGUAUGUCUCUUUCAUUUUGUACAUUUCAACUCUUUGAUCAAAGAAAAGAAUGACACGACUUCAAUGGAGAAGUAAGAUGAAGACUCACGGUGUCCAUAUAUAUAUUGCUUGCUCAUAUUGCUUCACCCAGCUUUGGCAAUUCAUCCUUUGCAGUACAGCAUUCCUCAAGAGGCAGUAAAGUGAGGAGGCUCUCAAACACACACACACACAUGGAGGUAAUAUUUUCUGCUGCUAUGGGUGAGCUUGUCAGUAGAUCCAUAUCUUUCCUGGUGGACAGAUACUUGAAGCAGCGGACGGCCGCGACAACUGAGGAGGAGAGGCUGCACAGCCUGCAACGGCUCCUACUGCGGCUUCAUGUCGUCGUCGAGGAGGCAGAUGACCGGCUCAUCACAAACCAGGCCAUGCUGCAGCAACUCAGCAUACUGAAAAAGGAGAUGUACAGAGGAUAUUACACCCUCGACAUCUUCAGUUGCCGAGCCCAUGGAGAAGGAAGGGCAAAAGAUCAUGAAGUCAACUACUCUUUUGCACCAUCUAUAUUCAACCCUGCAAAGCGUGUAUGUUUCUGCAGUGGCAACAGGGAAGGUGCAGCACAAACUGAGCUGCUGGAGCAAGUUCUUGGCGGCAUAAGGAACACCAUUGAAGAUGUGGGUGAGUUCAUCAUGUUUCUAAACAGAUGUCCACGUUUGACCCGCCAACCCUACAACAUGUGUCUUCUGCUGAACAAGUGCAUGUUCGGACGCCAAAUGGAGAUGGAACGUAUUAUUAACUUCCUGUUGCAAGCGGAGACUCCUCCCGGUGCCGCUGGUAAUCCGGCUGUCCUGCCACUCAUCGGUCCCGGGAAAGUUGGAAAGAGCACCCUGAUCGAGCAUGUGUGUGACGAUGAAAGGGUGCGGAACCACUUCUUUCAGAUUUUGUGUUUCAGUGGGGAUGAUCUAAAAGAUGCAAGUGUAGAGACCCUAAGAGAUGGCGGUAGAAUCAAGCAUCGAAACCGUGCCAUGGGCGGUGGAGGGACACUGAUCAUCAUUGAGCUGUUUCUGGACAUCGACAAGUCUGAAUGGAAAAGGUUGUAUUCAUCUGCCAGAAGCUGCAUCAGAAACGGCAGUAAGAUCAUAAUCACGAGCCGGUCCAACAAGAUCUCAAACUUUGGAACCACAGAACCCCUCAGAUUACAGUUCUUUUCUCAAGAAGCAUACUGGUACUUCUUCAAGGUGCGUACGUUUGGGAGCACGAGCGCGGAGGACUACCCGAAGCUCGCAGCAAUGGCCAUGGAAAUGGCCAAGCUGGCGAAUGGGUGCUUCAUGGCUGCGACCAUCUUCAGUGGACUAUUAAAAGACAAUUUUGACCACCGUUUCUGGAGCAUUGCCCUUGCAACCCUCAGGAAUUUUAUGCAGACGAACAUCUCAGCGUAUGGGGAGAGUUUCAGUGACCCCUGGCAGAUGGCGGAGCCAGUAUAUGUCAGGAGAGCAAAGAAAACUUCGUCUAAAUGGUUAGUGAUUUUUGGUGACUACCAGACAUGUGCUGCUGAAACUGAAGCUGAAGAUCGCGAGAUGAUUAGCGUACAAGACCUUUUCCUUGGAAGCGUGAGGCCUCGAGGAAAAUUCAAGGUCCAUGCAUGGACAUCUCACCUGGAGCCUCACUACAAUUACAUAUUUCACUGUGAGAUUCAAAGACCACAGCGUCUGGUCGCCAGAAACAAGCGCUGUUAGUAAAGACCGAAGUAUACAUAUUACAGCUGUAUCUUGACGCGUUUUAGUGUUAGAUACAUCCAUAUCUAGACAAAUUUAAGAUAAAUAAUUUGGGAUGGAGGUUGUAGUGUGCAAUUUCAAUGUUAUUUUGUUGUUGUUCCUGCUGUAAGUAUAUUAAGCAAUUAAGAACACUGUAUGGGCUACAAGUUUUGGAAAUUUCUUUGGGAGGGUGAUAUCAGCGAGGCAUUUGAAUUGCACUAAUCCAACACUCCAAACUCAUGAAAUGGUUUAUGGUUCUCAAACAACUUGAAAUGAUGCAUGUAGAUUAGAUAGAUAUUGUGAGUUGUGACUGUCAUCC